UCCUGAUGCAGAGUGAGACAGAACAUCAUCAGACUGCAGCUGCUAAACAUCAAGCUCACUUCAUUCUGCUGUAACAAGAUGUCAUUCAUGUGUUUGGUUUUUUAAAAAAUAUAUUUUUGUCAGUUUUUUCUUAGCAGGAACAGUACAAAAAAACAAACACAUGCAGAAGAACACAUUUAAAAAAAAGGUCAUGGGAAGAUUCGCUUAUCCAGAGUUAGCUAAACAUCAGAGUUAGGAGAUGUCCAUUUCAUUGGCUAAAUAAACAGGUGGACGUAUGGAGAAGGUCAUGUGGUUAACAGGUGCUCCUCAGGUUUCAGGUCUGCGCUGUCCAUCAAACAUCUGCCUCAACGUCUCAACUUCCUGUGUUUGUCACGUGAAGCAGGCAGCGAGUAAGAGAAUGUGUUGCAGCUCAUAUUUCUCUCAAAAAAUUAUAGAUAAAAAUAGUUUAAUGAUAUAAGUGUGUGAAUUCGAUCCCCAGGAGUACUAUAAACUAUAUUCAUAUUUGUUCAUGUUGUCCUCUAACUCUCCUGAAUUAAAAUGCUGUUGCGACGGACACAAACUGUUUUCAAUGAAGCUUUUAUUUUGAACUUGUCCGGAAGUGGCGUCCUCGCUGUUCCUACACAGAGUCCCGUUCCUGCCGCUGCCCCUCUUGGUUAGUCAGCUGAUCCGUCUGCAGGUCUGGUGACUCUCGAACCCGUGAAGCUCGCACCGUGUCCCAGAUCCCAGCAGCACCAGGCCGCAGCCGGCGUCUGUGUCCCUGUCGCCGGAGCUCCUGACACGGACUGGCUCCUGACCCCCUCCCCCCGCUGUCAGCUGGAGGCCGAAUCAUUCGUCUGAAGAAGCCAAGCUGGUCGGACCCUGACGCUCCGCUCCUCCGACAGGCCUCUGUGGUCCACAGCCCGGCAGCCCCCCUGACCGCCAUGGCUCUGCUGGAGCUCGCCAUGCAGGGAUUCGCCGUUUUCGGCUUCAUCCUGUUCUUCGUCCUGUGGCUCAUGCACUUCAUGUCCAUCAUUUAUGUGCGUCUCCACCUCCACAAGAAAAGAUCAGAGGUCAAACAGCCAUUUGUGCAGCUGGCUGGAGUUUCUCUGCUAAAGCCGCUGAAGGGCAUCGACCCCAACCUGAUCUCCAACCUGGAGACGUUCUUUACCCUGGAUUACCCCAAGUAUGAGAUCUUACUCUGCAUUCAGGACCAAGAUGAUCCAGCUGUUGACGUCUGUAAAAAGUUGCUGGGCAAAUAUCCCAACGUAGACGCUCGAUUAUUCAUCGGGGGGAAGAAAGUUGGAAUUAACCCUAAGAUCAACAACCUGAUGCCAGGCUACGAAGGAGCUAAGUACGGCCUGGUCUGGAUCUGUGACAGCGGCAUCAGAGUGAAACCUGACACCCUGACAGAUCUGACCAAUCAGAUGACAGAGAAGGUGGGAUUGGUCCAUGGGUUGCCAUAUGUUGCAGAUCGCCAAGGCUUCGCUGCCACAUUAGAGCAGGUGUAUUUCGGGACGUCCCACCCUCGCUCCUACAUCUCUGCGAACGUGACGGGGAUAAAGUGCGUGACGGGGAUGUCGUGUCUGAUGAGGAAGGACGUGUUGGAUCAAGCCGGCGGAUUGGUUGCCUUCGCUCAGUACAUCGCUGAGGAUUACUUCAUGGCUAAAGCCAUCGCAGACAGAGGCUGGAAGUUCUCCAUGGCGACCCAGGUGGCGCUACAGAAUUCUGGGUCGUACUCCAUUGGCCAGUUCCAGUCCCGCAUGAUCAGGUGGACGAAGCUGAGGAUCAACAUGCUUCCUGGCACCGUGCUGGAGCCCAUCUCCGAGUGCUUCCUGGCCAGCCUCAUCAUCGGCUGGGCCGCUCAUCACGUGUUCAGGUGGGACAUGAUGGUCUUCUUCAUGUGUCACUGUCUCGCCUGGUUUAUAUCCGACUACAUCCAGCUGACUGGAGUUCAGGGCGGUCCGCUGUGCUUCUCUAAGCUGGACUUUGCGGUGGCCUGGUUCAUCAGAGAGUCCAUGGCGGUGCAGAUCUUCCUGUCGGCUCUGUGGGAUCCGACUAUCAGCUGGAGGACCGGACGGUAUCGACUGCGCUGUGGCGGCACCGCAGAGGAGAUCUUGGAUGUCUAGUUACCAUGGAAACCGACUGCCACAGCAUCCUCAUCCUCCUGGUGAAGAGGAGGAGAUGAGAGGAAGAGACUGAUGUCAAUUUUUUUAAUGAGAAAAACUGAAGAGAGAGUGUGUGUGUGUGUGUGUGUGUGUGUGUGUGUGUGUGUGUGUUUUAACUAUUUAUGUUCCUUUUGGUGCUACAUCUAAUGAUGCCAGAACAAACCAAUGAGAGCGCAGGAUGGAAGGAAGAAAGAAAGAAAGAAAAAACAAAAGAAGGAACAAACAAACAGGAAGGAGUGAUGCAUCGCACUGAAUAUCUUUGAUCACAGAUGAUCGAUCGGUCUCUGAAAAGAGAGAAAACUAAUUGACCAAUCAGGAGAGGGGAGUCAGACGGACUGACUGCUUUUCCUUUCCUUCACCUGUCGAUGUCAGUGUGUUUCUAUGGAAGACAACUGCAGGUGAAAUCAGUGAACAUGAACAGAAAACCGUGAGAUGUAAAAUUUUGAAGUUUGAAUACAACUGAGUUUAGAGGGUUGAGAUAUUUUUCUUGGGAUUCACUGAUGUUAAAUUCCUGUCAGGACACGAAUAUUCCAGCGGCACGUGUUCAGUGGAGCUUCGGUUCACCAUCAGUCGAUUUUCCACCACAAUCCAACACUGGGAGCUAAAAGGAGCUAAAAAUAAAAGCUGACGUGACGCACGCGGGAAGGUUUCUCACCAAAGAACCUGUUUUCUUCAGGAAACGAGUCAUCGUUUCCAGGAGCUUCACUGGAGGAACCAGGAAGUAAAGUGACUUCCUGGAUCCAGAACGGUUCUGAAUUCUUCUGACUGGUCAAACUUGGAACCAAAACCGCUUGAGUGUGGUGUUGUCCGUCUUCAGGAAGACGUCUCAGUUUGUCCCUCUGCUGAGUGAAUCUCAGUUACAACAAAACAAAAGAACGUACAGUCAGCCAAUCAGAAGCGAGCGCAUUCUGCCGAACUGACUGAAGAUGAGGUCUGUAAUCUUUACCAAAUAUUAUCUCAUAUUUAUAUGCAAGAAAAAGUCCCCAGAAUUAAGACAUUAGUCUCAUUUGAACAGAGUUGUUACCUAAUUAUUGUAUUUCUAUACAAUAAUUUUUUCUUGAAAUUCAGCUUUUUGAAUUCAGAAUCUUGUAGUUGUGAAACUCACCUCACAAUUACAACAGCUUUAUUUUAUGAUUAGAAAAUUGUUAUCAUAACUCUAAGGGAAAAGUUUUAUUGAAAAGCUGUUUCUCUCGUACUUAACAAAAUAAGUAGCUCAUAAUUACUAAAAGGAAAGAGUCUUGAUUUAAAAAAUAGUCUUAAUUUAUUUUCUUAAGCGAAUGUGCUUCUGUAAUGUGACAUCCAGGUGGAAACGAGGAAAAGUCCAGUUGCCACAGAAAACUUGGCCCAUUGAAUUAAAGACGAUUUGCUGAAUCAUCUUAGGCCUGAUAUUUUUUAGUUUUGGUUUUUGUUACAUUUUUGACCCCCUCCUGACACAAAAAACAGUUUGUUAACAGAAUUCAGCACUGAAUUAAUUCCAGUAUUCUGUGUUGUUCAGCGGUCCCAACAUUUCUUGAGUCACAAAACCUUAAAAACAAAAAAAUAGUAAAAAAUCCACAUUUCUGAACUUUGUUCUCCAGAGUCUAAACACUGUAGUGUGUGUGUGUGUGUGUGUGUGUGUGUGUGUGUGAGAGUGAGAGAAAGAUCACGGGUGUUUUUUAAAGCUGUGUUGCAUUGCUGUUAGCUCUUAGCUGUUAGCGUAGCCACAGGCACUUGGAUGAUGACAUCAGCAUUGAGUCGGACAAACCCUGUGGCUGUCGUCCAAUAGGAUCAGUAGGAUUCUGACUUGUUUAUUGUUGUUGUUUUUUAGAGUUAUCUGCUGUAGUCUGCAAACUGACCAAUCACAGUUGAGGAUUGUGUCCCCCACAGGAACAAUAAAGUUUUAUCCUUUCAAAGCUGA
Molecule: messenger RNA, 4041 nt
Organism: Scatophagus argus
Lineage: Eukaryota; Metazoa; Chordata; Actinopteri; Scatophagidae
Gene: ugcg
Product: UDP-glucose ceramide glucosyltransferase
Exons: 10
Coding region: 921-2105 (394 amino acids)
Biological process (GO): glucosylceramide biosynthetic process
Cellular component (GO): membrane
Molecular function (GO): ceramide glucosyltransferase activity
Source: RefSeq, a predicted model, not a curated record